GACAUACGACAGGUUGAGGUUGACAAUAGAAAAAAAAAUCAACACAAGAGAAAUGUCUCACAAUUGUUUAUAAAAUCCAUUGUUUAAAAAUCUAUUGAAUCAUGAAGAAACGUGCUAAGAAUUAGAAUCUGUUCGCUUCAAAGUUUACUCGACUUAUUACUUAUAAUCAAACCAUGGCAGCUUCGGCGAGUGAUAUUGAAGAGUUCCUCACGGGUCCACUAGUAAAAUGGCUUUGUACGUGCGUGAAAAAACCAGAGGCCCUACACGUAUAUGAAACGUUCUUCGACGGAGCCCCAAUCAACGAAGUUUUGCUCCAAAUCGAUCCGGAGCCUUCACAACCAGUGCCUUCUAUUCUUAACCUACAAGGCCUUAGUAUUACAACAGCUAGAACGAAAAUAUUCUAUUCCAUCGUAAAAAAUAUUAGAACAAUUUACGAAGACGAAUUGGGGCAAGUCCUCGUUUCGAUACCAGAUUGUGUAGUUUUAGGCAGAGCCCCCGCCUCACAAGUCGCUUUGGAGCAAUUGAAAUUGCUGCUCCUUCUAUUGCUAGGUUGUGCAGUAUUAGGCCCUACGAAAGAAUUAUUUAUUUCCAAAAUUAAGGAAUUGUCUAUAAAUGAUCAGCACGAUAUUGUAAAUUGCAUUAAAAAGGUUACCGAUGACCAAAGUGUAGUUCUGACUGUCGAUUGGUCGGAACAAGAACCGCAGAAGUUGUACAGCCACAUAAGGGCUUUGACAUUGGAAAGGGAUAGAUUAAUACAACAAUGGGUGACGGAUUUGAGUCAAGAAACGAAUACCAUGCGAGCCAAUCAAAAUUGCAAUACGCAGGAGGUGGAAUCGAACCAUUUGGCUGUAGAAUUAGCCGAUUGGAAGGCUAAAAUGAGGAAGCAAAGGCAAGAAUUAGAGGAAAAGACUGAAAUUUUAGUGGAAUGUAAAGAAGAAUUAGAACAUGCAAGAAAUUUAAUCGCCAAAUUAAAAGCAGAAAAUACCGAUCUACUCACAGAAGCUAGAAGAGCAAAGGUUUAUAGAGACGAAGUAGAUUCGAUGAGGGAGAAAGUGGAAAGGGCCGAUCGAUUGGAAAUCGAAGUGCAAAGAUACAGAGAACGCCUUGCAGACGCGGAAUUCUACAAAGUCCGAGUAGACGAACUGCGAGACGACAAUAAAGUCCUGCUAGAAACCAGGGAAAUGUUAGAAACUCAACUAGCCCGAGCCCGACAAAGGGGAGAUCAUGUAUUGGAACUCGAAGCUGAAUUAUUAAGUGCCAAACAAGCUAUUAACGACAUAUUACUUGAAAGAGAUUCGGCUAAAGAAAGAAUACAGGAACUGUUAGAUGAAAAUCUCCAGCUUCAGCAAUUAACGAAGUCGGCUCUUCAAGAAUCGAAUUAUCCCAAUACCGCGUUGGAUUCCGAUCAGGAGGAAUCCAAUUCGGGGGACAACAGCCUCUCCGAGCAAUUGACGAGCAACGCGCAGGCGCGCGCUCUCAAAUUGGAAUUGGAAAACAAACGUUUGCUCUCCGCCAUAGACGCUUUGAAAGAGAACAGCUUCUUGGAAAGCGCCAGCAAGAUACUGGAACUGGAAAAGGAGAAGAAAAAGUUAUCGAUACGGUACGAGAAGGUGGAGGAAAAUUGCGAGAGACUAACGCAGCAGAACGUCGAGUUGGAAAAUUUGUUCAAAAACGCCAUUCAAGAGACUAGGAAAUUACAGGAUUCUUUGGAUACCCAAAAGGCUAUUCUGGAUCGACAAAACACCGAAUUGAACAACGAACGAGCCCGCAUCGGCGAAAUGGAGAAUAACAUCGAUCACGUGACCAAAGAGAAACAACGAAUACAACUUUUGUGCGAUACAAUCAAAAAGAGAGCGGACGAUGCCGAAAAAUCGCUCUGCGAUAUCACCGAACAACUGUUGCACCUGCAAAGCGAAUCCGAUAAAUGGAAGGAUUUCGAAAAAACCGCGAAUAUAAUGAGAGACAAGGAGGCGGCCCUGGACAAGGAAAACGCCAACAUGCUCAAAGAAGUCAACAAAUUGAAGGAGCUGUUGGAAUCCAAACACGCCACGUUGGACGAUUGCGUGGAGAAAAUCGCCAAGCAAGAGAACGAAAUCAAAAGACUGACGACGGAAAACGGCGAUUUGAUAGCGCAAAACGAGAAACUGCAGGAUUUCGAACAGAAAGUCCACGAAUUGUCGUCGCAAGCCUCCAUCGACGCCGAGACCGUCGCGACGCUGCAAAAGGACCUCGUCAACGCCAAGGUUACCAGCAAAAAAUUGAAAAACAACCUCGACAAACUGGGCCUCAACGUCGCCAUUUUGGACAACGACGUUUCGGUUGUGAUGGAAAAAAUUCUCGACAAUAACGAAUUGUUCAAAAUCAUAGGUCCUAUGGUGAAGGCUCGUUUCUGCGAGACGGACGUCGUGAGACUGACGGCUUUGGAAGAGCGGAACAAUCAAUGCGAAAAACUGCUGGCGGAAAUAUCCAACUUGCAAAUUUCCAAUGACGUUCUUCAGAACGAAAACGCGACGCUCAAAGUGGACGUCUCGACGCUCAAAUCGCAAAUUAACUCGUUGCAAACGCAACAGACCGCUCUGCAAUUGGCUAACAGUCAAUUGGUGGCUGAAAAAGAAGAGCUGCAUAAGAAGCAACAAAUCCAAAACACCCAGCACGACACGCUGCUGUUGGACCAAGCGACUCUCAGGACGUUGCACGAGCAACUGAGCUUGGAGUACGAAGAGGCCAAGAAGGAGCAGGAGAACCUGAAGAAGACCGCCAGGGAUCUGCGAUCGGAGAUUCGAGCGGUCAAAGAGAAAAACGCAUCGUUGGAGAACAAGUUAAAAGACAUCGACGCGGAGAAAGAGCUGCUGAAAACCGACGCCAAGAGCUUGGGAAACUUGCGAGCCGAGCACUCGAAAUUGAAGGACGACUUCAGGAAUUUGUUCACGGCCAGCGAGAGACUCAAACAGGAAUACAAGGCGGUCCAGGAGGAGUUGAAAUCGUUGAGGACCGAGUCCAGGAAUCUGAGAUUGGGUCGGACGGAGAUGCAGGGCGAGCUCAACAUGAGGUCGUACAAAAUGGCGAGUUUGGACCUGGAAAAUGCCAAAUUGCAGCAAAAGUGCGACAUGUUAUUCGAAAUGAAUCACUCAUUAGAUUCCGAUCGAAGGGCUCUAAUGGACCACGUCUCGCAAUUACUGUCGCAAUAUCAUUCUCUUCUUACCCAUUCGUUGGAGGACAAGGAGCACUAUCACAUCGAGGAGAAGUUGUACACGGAUAAAGUGAACAAUUUGUGCAGGCAGAAGGAGAAAUUGGAAGAGAAGAUCAUGGAACAUUACAGAAAAUUGGAUAACGCUUCUGCCAAAAAGAAAGGAUUCGGCGCGACUUUGGUGAGAAGAGUCAGGAAAGCCGGUUCGGAUAUCAUAAACAAAGUACCAUCGAGAAAUCGGCGAUCUUGGCACGAAGAUUCGACGAGACUCACCCAAUCUCAGCUGACCCUGAUGAACGAAGGGGGCUCAGGAGGAGAGUCCAAUGGCAACAAUACCGAUAACAGUAACGAGGAAUCGACGCCUCAGCCAUUCAAGAGAGCAGUUUCGAGCGGGGGGAGUUUGUAUGGUCACAAACCGAGAGAUGAAGUGGCCAUGAGGAGGUCAUCGUACAGAGAUUUGGGCUCCCAAAGAAACAGCGUUGCAGGCGAACAGAUGUUCUCUGAAGAUGCGAACCUGAGUUUGGGCUCCGUGGGUACCCGUCGUACCGUUUACCUGUCUGAGGAUGAUACCGCUCCGGCGUCUCCCGCGCCUCAGAAUAACAGAGUGAGUACCGGCACGCCGCCGCUGUUGGUGUACAACAGAAUAUCCACGAUUAUAGGGGAGCAGCCGAAAAUGGCGGCUCCCCAGCACACCGAAGAGGCUCCUCCUAAGGACCUCCCCAACGGGGAGAAGGAGAAGCCGGGUAAAAGUGCGAAAGAGACGGCCGUUUGGUACGAAUACGGCUGUGUUUAAGAGUAGGUAGAAAGUAUUUUGAUUAAAUUGAUAUCUUGUUAAGAUAUAUGCAGCGACAAUACGACGGUUCGAUUUUUUAUUGAAAUCGGGCUUUAUUUUAACAUAGAUUUAUGUUAUUUUAUGUGGUUAAAAUUGGAUUUGUUUUCGUGCAGCUUUAUGUUUUUUCAUUAACAGUUAUUAGACACCAGGUGAUUAUUUACUUAAAUAAAAAUCUUGCCUAAUUUUUUUAAGUAUUAUGUUUAGUUUUAUGUGCAGUAUUUAUAUGUAAGAUUGAAUUCGAAAAUCAAAACCAGUGUCUUUCUGGAGAAAUAUGCAAAAUUAAUUUAUAUCGUAAGUGAGAAGUUUUAUUAAAACAUUGAUGACAGUAUUAAAAAUUACAUUUCGCUAAUAUGUAAAAUCCUAUUAUCCUUGUAGUUGAAGAAAUUUUUACGAAGCUACUUACAUUUUUUUAUACAUAACUAAACCUACCUAUACACUUAAUUGUAAAAUAUUUGUAACCAUUUUUUUAUACACUGUAAUUAUUUUUAACGUAUUUAAUUUUUUAUAAUGCACAAUUGCUAUUAAAAGUUUUUACCAAAGAACGUAGAUUUGAAUUUUCCCCAGUGAUACAAGUUUAUUUUUUUAAUCAAGCCACUUCUAGCAUAUCGCACGGAAGCCACUUGGAACUUUCCAAUGCGUCCCACAGGUUACAAUCGGCGUCAAUUUUAUCUCGAUUCAUCUUGUCGACGUCUAAAGG
This is a messenger RNA of Phyllotreta striolata, 4716 nucleotides long. Lineage: Eukaryota; Metazoa; Arthropoda; Insecta; Coleoptera; Chrysomelidae. The record is from the annotation of a GenBank genome assembly.